This is a messenger RNA of Cucurbita pepo subsp. pepo (vegetable marrow), 1338 nucleotides long. Its product is annotated as Pathogenesis-related thaumatin superfamily protein. The record is from RefSeq and is a predicted model, not a curated record. Lineage: Eukaryota; Viridiplantae; Streptophyta; Magnoliopsida; Cucurbitales; Cucurbitaceae.
CCCUUCUUCUUCUUCUUCCUUCUUUUUUUCAUUCUCCUUUCUCUCUCUUCUUUCUCUCUCCUCUCUCUCUGGUUGUUGCAGACAUUUCUGACAGAAUCUCUACCGCCAUAACCUCCGCUCCGUUAGCAUGGCUUUCUCGUUCCGCCGUUUAACCGCUUUCAUUUUCGCAUCUCUCCAUUUACUCGCCAUUUGCAGAGCCGCCACAUUCACCUUCGUUAACCGGUGCGAUUUCACCGUUUGGCCGGGCAUUCUCGCCAAUGCCGGCAAUCCUACCCUCGGCACCACCGGUUUUGAACUCCCCAAGGACACUUCCCGCUCCUUUCUCGCUCCUACUGGUUGGUCCGGUCGUUUCUGGGGCCGAACUACCUGUAACUUCGACGGAUCCGGUUCUGGAUCCUGCGUAACCGGCGACUGCGGUUCCGGUCAAGUCGAGUGCAAUGGCGCUGGAGCUGCCCCGCCGGCUACUCUCGCUGAGUUCACUCUCGGUACUGGCGGGCAGGACUUUUACGAUGUUAGUCUCGUUGAUGGAUAUAAUCUCCCCAUGAUCGUUGAAGGAACCGGCGGGUCCGGUCAGUGUGCUUCGACGGGUUGCUCCACGGAUCUGAACCGUCAAUGUCCGCCGGAGCUGAGAGUUGGGGAAGGAGACGCGUGUAAGAGCGCGUGUGAGGCGUUUGGGACUGCGGAGUAUUGUUGUAGCGGCGCGUACGGUUCACCGAACUCUUGUAAGCCGUCGGUGUACUCGGAAAUGUUCAAAUCUGCUUGUCCGAGGUCGUAUAGCUACGCCUACGACGAUGCUACGAGCACAUUCACUUGUACCGGCGCCGAUUACACCAUUACAUUUUGCCCUUCAUCUCCAAGCCAAAAAUCAUCAAGUUUUCCUACUCCAACAACACCUGAUGCAUCUCAAGAGUAUGGAUCUGAAUCCGGGUUUGAGUCGGGGUCGGGGUCGGAGUAUGGGAUGGGGUAUUCGGGAUCCUCUGGAACGGAUAUGUUAGGGAGAGGUGCGAGUUCAGGAUCGGAGUUGGGGUCGGGGUCAGGGUCGGCGUCGGCGUCGGGAUCUGGGGAAGCUAUGCUAGCAGAUGGGUCAUGGUUGGCUGGUUUGGCUAUGGGAGACGCAGCUAAAACUGUGUCUCCUCCAUCCAUUAUACUGUUUGUUGUAACGUUUAUUGUUAUCUUGUCUUCUGUAUUCUUGUAGCCCUCUCCAAUUUCCCCCCUAUGUUUGGCUUUAGCUUUUGAAGUAAGGAACAUUGAGAAGGAAAGGAUCUCGUCCCCCCCAGCUUGUAAAAUGCCAUCUUCUUGAAUGAUUCAUUUUCUAUUUAGUUUGGAAGUGUUUUAGUU